CAUAUGUUUGCAUUAAGACACUCGAAAUUGGGAAUGUGCUCCCUGAGAGCUCUUGGAAACCCAAGAAUAGUUUUCAAGUCUAACAGAACUAGCUUGCAGGUCUCUAGAUUUUUCUCUUCAAGUACAACUUCAGACCUUCAGCAAUCUUUAAGGCAACAGGAAGAGAAAAAGGCUGAAGAGGAUGAGAUGAAGCAUCUUUAUAAGCAAAAAUCUGAGCAGGAGGAGUUCUUUGGUAUCCCUCUUACAAAGAAACAGCCUAAGAAUACUCAAGACGUUAUCUCUAAGCUCAGAAUGAGGUUUGAUGGCCCUGAUGAGCUGUUGAGUUUUUAUGAAGACAAUAGGCCUCAUUUUCAAGAUCCUGAAGCUAUCAAGUACUUUAGGAACAAGUUAAUUACUCUUUUGAAGAUGGAAAUGGAUAACCCUGACUCCAAACCUCUGGGUGAGCUCCAAGAGAAAGUCCGGAUAAGGAUUAUCAAAGAUAUGCUAUUUGUAGAUUUCCCUAAAGUUACAGGAGAAAGAUUGAAACUCUUUGGGACGAAGUACCAAAAGAAGCUUCCCAAACCUCAAAUUGAUAUUGAAGUGGUGACAAAGAGGACUCAUAAGAAUAUUGAUAAGAUUUUGUCAAAUAUCGAGAGGCUCCCAGUGACACCAAGCCAAGCAGUCAAGUUUUUAUUUGCCUUCGCAGUGAAAGGAGUGCCAAUUCAUGAAGAGUUUAUGGAGGCUCUUGAGACUCAAAUUAUUAGGCAUAUGAACUAUUACCAGCCAAGACAAUUGUCAGGGAUUUUCACAUACUAUUGCCGGCUAAAUUAUGGAAGCGAGGACUGGAUCAAAAUCCUUUUAAUGAGUGUUCAAAACGUUGUUGAUAAGCUUACUCCUUAUCAACUUUACCAAGUCAUGUAUCAUCUCAAGGGAGAUUUCUUUAUUAAUUUAAUGUCAGAGAAACAGACCAAGUCUGUCUUGGUCUUCAUGAAUCAAGCUAUGAAGAACCUUGACAAUACCAAUUAUUUAGAUUUCUUGACCAUAGUGGAGAUUCUGUACAGAUACAAGAUUACUGAGAAAGCAUAUUAUGAACUAUUGGCUGUUACUCUGCCGAGGUUCAUGGCACAAUAUGAUAUCACCACUAAGGGAAACUUAAUUUAUAAGUUAUCAGCUCAAGGUAUUGACGAAUCUAGCAUUUUCAAUCUCACACAGGAAACUCUGAGAGAAUUCUUAUCAAGCAUGAUCAAUAACCAUGAGUUAUAUUCAGAAGAUGGACUAGAGACUCUCCAGCUUCAGGUUGAAGGUUUCUUUAAUGACAACCAGAUCAUGUAUUUGGAUCAAUUGUAUCAGAAGAAUAAGUCUGAGAUCGCUAAGAGCCAGGAGUUGCUGAAAGAGCUACAGCAAGAGCAAAAUGAAGAAGCUGUAAAUCACCUAAAACACUUGGUAACCUCUUUCUCAAGACUUUUGUGGUGAUACCUGUAUCACUGUAGCGACUUCUACAGAGAAGGAGAGGUUGAGAAGAUUGAUUAUGCUCUGCUCGCUUCUAGUGUUAAGAUCAUCAACCUCAUGUUCAAAAGGUUCCCUGAUGAAGGAGAGAUUCAGUUCAAUGAAGAAGAUAAAGAGCUUUUUGAGGAAAUUAACACAUCAUUGAACCUAAGGUUCUAUGACCUCACCUCUGAAAAGCAGAUAACUAUCCCCCAAAAUGUCAUUUUUGGUGAGAAAGAGGAGGAACAAAGACUAACAGCAUAAUUUUGUAAAAAAAAUCCUAAAAAUUCUACAAAAUCA
This is a messenger RNA of Moneuplotes crassus, 1764 nucleotides long. Lineage: Eukaryota; Ciliophora; Spirotrichea; Euplotida; Euplotidae. The record is from the annotation of a GenBank genome assembly.